GGUGAACCAUUAACAAAGGGUCCAAUUCAUGUUGUUGAUGUACCAGGACAUGAAAAAUUACGAUUCAAAUUUUCAGACUUUAUGCCUAUUACGCGCGGAAUUAUAUUUAUUAUUGAUAGUUCGACUUGUGCAAAAAAUUCAAGGCAAAUUGCAGAGUAUCUCUAUGAUAUAUUUUCACAUAAAAAAGUAAAACAAAACAUUCCUACAUUAAUCGCAUGUAAUAUGAGUGACAUGAUUACAGCAUUACCACCUGAACGUAUACAAACCCUACUCGAAAAUGAAAUAAACCGUCUACGAAUAACUCGCACAUCUGGAUUGGAUCAUCAAGAUUCAAUAGAUGAGGUAGAAUUUUUAGGUUACGAAUCAGAAAAUUUUAAAUUUGAGCAUCUGGAAAACGAUGUUGUAUUUGAAAAAUGUUCUGUCAAGGAAGGUGAAAUUGAAGUAAUUAAAAAAUGGAUUGUAGAUACAUUUCAAAGAAAAUAA
Molecule: messenger RNA, 483 nt
Organism: Cetraspora pellucida
Lineage: Eukaryota; Fungi; Glomeromycota; Glomeromycetes; Diversisporales; Gigasporaceae
Source: the annotation of a GenBank genome assembly